Triplophysa dalaica is the source of this 1338-nucleotide messenger RNA. It is a transcript of the gene htr2ab, whose product is annotated as 5-hydroxytryptamine (serotonin) receptor 2A, genome duplicate b. The record is from RefSeq and is a predicted model, not a curated record. The transcript is spliced from 3 exons. Lineage: Eukaryota; Metazoa; Chordata; Actinopteri; Cypriniformes; Nemacheilidae. Gene Ontology annotation, molecular function: neurotransmitter receptor activity; G protein-coupled serotonin receptor activity. Gene Ontology annotation, biological process: G protein-coupled receptor signaling pathway, coupled to cyclic nucleotide second messenger; chemical synaptic transmission. Gene Ontology annotation, cellular component: plasma membrane; dendrite. Bases 1 to 1338 code for a protein of 445 amino acids.
AUGGCUCUGAAUGGGACGGGUGCUGAAUUCAGAUCCUCUAUGUCGUUGACGGACAGAAGCGACAGCCGCUGGGUGAUGGAGCAGAAGGUGUCUCUGGUUCUCAAUAAUUCAAUGGAUUGUAAUGAGAGUGAAAACGGAAACAGGUCAGACUUUUUGACCUCGAUGUCUGUGCAGAAGAACUGGGUGGCUCUGUUGAUUUCUCUGGUCAUUAUCAUCACAGUGACGGGGAAUAUUCUGGUCAUCAUGGCCGUGAGUCUGGAGAGAAAGUUACAGAACGCCACCAACUACUUCUUGAGGUCUUUGGCCUUUACAGACAUGCUUCUGGGUAUCCUGGUGAUGCCAGUGGCCAUGGUGACCAUCCUCUACGGUUACACUUGGCCCCUGCCCUCGGCCCUGUGUCCCGUCUGGAUCUACCUAGACGUUCUCUUCUCCACCGCUUCCAUCAUGCACCUGUGCGCCAUCUCUCUGGACCGCUACAUCGCCAUCCGCAACCCUAUCCACCACAGCCGCUCAAACUCUCUGACUAGAGCCCGUGUUAAGAUCACGGCAGCCUGGACCAUCUCUGUAAUUAUCUCCAUGCCCGUCCCGGUCCUCGGCCUUCACGAUCGCUCCAAAGUCUUCCACAACGAGAGCUGCCAGCUGACGGACGACAACUUCGUGCUGAUCGGCUCUUUUGUGGCGUUCUUCAUCCCGCUCAUCAUCAUGGUGGUCACCUACGUCCUCACCGUCAGCGCUCUGCAGAGCGAAGCCACACUGUGCCUCGACCAGCUCAUCGUGCGUCCAAAGUGGUCGUCCACCGUCGGCCUCCUCCCGCGAGGCUCGCUUACCUCCGAGCGCCUCUUCUCCCGUUCCUCUCUCUGUCGCCACGGCGACGGGUCGGCCCGAGGCUCCGGCCGACGCACUAUGCAGUCUAUCAAUAACGAACAGAAGGCCUCGAAAGUUCUGGGAGUGGUCUUCCUGCUCUUCGUCAUCAUGUGGUGUCCGUUCUUCGUCACAAACGUGAUGGCGGUGGUCUGCGGUUCGGCGUGCGACGAGCAUUUGGUGGGCGGGCUGAUGAACGUGUUCGUGUGGGUGGGUUACCUGUCGUCCGCCGUCAACCCUUUCAUCUACACGCUUUUCAAUAAGACGUACCGCGCCGCCUUCGCCAGGUACAUGCGCUGCCACUACCGUGAGGAACGGAGGCCUCUGCAGCUGAUCCUGGUGAACACCAUCCCUCCUCUGGCAUUCAGCUCCUCUCUGAGGGAGGGGAGGGGGGAGGACUUUUCUCGCAAAGACAAAUCUAAAUCUGCACAUGCACAAAACAAGCAGGAGCGGGAUGAGGUUGUGAGUCAUGUGUGA